Messenger RNA from Mastomys coucha (southern multimammate mouse), 693 nucleotides. RefSeq names its product transmembrane 4 L six family member 19 (gene Tm4sf19). Gene Ontology annotation, cellular component: membrane. The transcript has 4 exons. The coding region runs from base 1 to 621 and encodes 206 amino acids. NCBI's taxonomy places the organism in Eukaryota, Metazoa, Chordata, Mammalia, Rodentia, Muridae. The record is from RefSeq and is a predicted model, not a curated record.
AUGCUGUCCUUUCCCCGUGUGGUGGCCUGCUCACGGACCUGUUCCCGCUUCCUAGGGCUGAGCCUGGGGACCACAUCCCUGUGUGCUGCCGGUGCCAACAUCGCACUACUCUUUCCUAACUGGGAUGUGACCUACCUGAUGAGGGGACUUAUUGGCAAACAUGCCCUGCUGGGCUCUGGGCUCUGGGGAGGAGGCCUCAUGGUUCUCCUGGCAGCGACUCUCAUCUCCAUGACAGGCAGCUUCAGGAAGAGUGCACCCUGCCUGCAGGUGCUCACUGCUCUGUUGUCAAGUGGCCUGGCUCUGCUUGGGGCUGUGAUUUGCUUUGUCACUUCUGGAGUAGCCUUGAAAGAUGGUCCCUUUUGCAUGUUCGAUGUCUCAUCCUUCAAUCAGACACAAGCUUGGCAAUUCGGCUAUCCCUUUAAAGAUCUGAGCAACAGGAAUUAUCUGUAUGACCAUUCACUUUGGACCUCCGUCUGCCUGGAGCCCUCUAAAGCUGUGAUUUGGCACGUGGCCUUCUUCUCCAUCCUCCUGUGCAUCAGCCUCCUCCAGCUUCUCCUGGUGGCCAUCCAUCUUGUCAAUAGCAUCCUCGGUCUGUUCUGCAGCUUCUGUGAGAAGUGCUAGGGAACAGAUGCCCUCUCAUGAAUUGGUGCUCUCAGGGCAAGCUUCCCCCAGUUCUCUUCUGCAAGAAUGGGC